UCCAAUUUAUGUCCACGGACGUAAAUCGGACAUAUGGACAUAAAUUGGACGUGAAACGUACAUCCAUUGGAUAUCCGGUGCUGUCAUCAGUUGAAUGGUCCCAGAUCGACUUUUGAAAGAUGGAUGUCAUUGAUGGAUCUAAAAGUAUACACCAAUCAUAGCUAAUUUUUACUGAACGACCCUUUUGUGUUUUUUGAACUCAGCCAGUGUGUGAGAUACAAUGCCAUGAUGCUGACGAUGAGACGGUAGGGUAGAUUGGGUAAAUAAAAUCUAUUGUGUCAUAUAUAUAUAUAUAUAUACAAUGCGGGUACGAAUUUAUAAAAAUUAUUUAUAUUACUUGAAAACAAGCGGUACUUGUGUCGUUGUAUUUGGGGGCAUUUGGUUCUUUUAUCAGCUACGACAAAUAUCGCAGAUCGUUCGGUCCGCCGUGAAUACGAAUAUACUCAAGUUGGAAGAAGUGCAUCCACAAUACAUAUACAUCAAUGACCCUCGAUUUAAGGAUAUUUCCAUGUUCCAAACGGAUGAGGAUCUAUAUAAAUCUACACUGCAAAAACCACAAGGCAUUGGUGAUAUUUUAAUGAAAUGGUGGAAAGUGCACAGUCAUAAUUUGGCAUACAAGUUGCUCUAUAUGGCUCAACAUGGGGAUAAGAAUGAACGACAUAAAGCUGUUACUGCUCUUGGUUCUCUAUCCCAUUUAAAAAAUUGGCAGUAUUGUCAUUUGGCCCAAAUGUUAGAUGCUAAAACAGCAGUAGCCCUUGCAAGAAUGCCAAAUGUUAAUUUGCAGUUUUUUCUGCAACCACCAUACUAUCAUAUACAAUAUGAAUUGCAUGAUGUAUUGGAGAAAGUGCAAUCAUUGUUGUUACUUUUGAAUACACUGUGUGACAAAAUGCAUCCUUGCUUGACACAAUUUCUUAGUAAAAAUUUCAAAGACUCAUAUCGAGAUAGUUUCAUCUUUGAUCACGAUUUGACGAGUAUUGGCCUCUCAAUAAGACCAGUGACAAUAUGGGAUAGCGCUUUGCUGAAAAAUUGCAUUCAAGCAAUCUGUCAUCAUUCGUCUUUAGAAGAAUAUAGCAAGUACUUGGUCGACGCCGGGGUUUUGCCAAUACUGACCGCGAUACAAAAGAUCUGCAAGGAUGAUACAGAAGUAUGUGUAUUGCUCGCAAGAAUAAUAUCCAACGUGUCUCUUCAUUCGGAAUAUUUAGAAAAUAUCUUUGAAUCCGGAUGGAUCGGCAUAUUGUCACGUUGGUCACGUAGCGACGAUAUUCGUUUAUCGGCGCAGGCUCAUCGUGCAUUAGCAAACUUAGAUGCAGAAGGAAACGAAGGGGCGAAGUAUCCACGGCGUAUUUAUCUUCUUCAUCCUCUGCACAGAACUCAUGCAACCAUAAAGAUGGAUGUUGUAUUUCUGCAUGGAUUGCUAGGUGGAGUUUUCGUUACCUGGAGACAACGUGACACGGAUAUCUCUACACUCAGAGAUGUAGACGGCGAUAUUCCGAGUCAAACUUACUUGUCCACUAUGAUCGAAGAUGAUCGUCCUCAAGAAUUUUUCAAAGAUUUAGCUCGCGAUCUGCAACUGCGCGAGUGGAAGAAGAUGGGCCAGGAUUUCGAAGUGGUAUUGGAAGACUGUCCGCAAAAUGCAAAUUGCGAUGCCUGCGGACUUUACUUUUGCGGAGGAGACGAUCCCUGUAUGAGAAACGGCUCGGAAUCUGCAUCUAAAACGCAAUGCUGGCCCAAAGACUGGUUGCCUACAGACAUACCGUCGUUACGAAUUAUUGGCGUCAACUACGACACAAGCUUAUCUAUGUGGGCACCUUUCUGCCCAAUAGAAAGCACGAAGAGCACUAUUAAAGAGAGAAGUCAAGAAUAUAUUAAUAAAUUGUUGAUGGCAAAUGUGGGGCAACGACCUCUUGUAUGGGUCAGUCAUUCAAUGGGUGGAUUGUUGGUUAAAAAGAUGCUUGUAGAAGAGUGGAAAGCUGGGGAUAAGAAUGGUAUAUGUAAGAAUACCAGGGCUAUCGUAUUUUAUAGUACUCCUCAUCGAGGUUCUCGUGUAGCGGCUUUAAAACAGACGAUGCAAAUGUUGAUAUGGCCGACGGUGGAGGUUCAAGAAUUACGCGAAGAAUCGCCGCAAUUAUUACGGCUACACGAAGAGUUCCUGGAAAUGCUAAAAGAAUAUCACAUAGAGAUUGUGAGUUUCGCCGAAACCAAAUCUACACUGGUAACUGCGCUCAAGUUCCCCUUCCAAUUUGUCAGUCUUGAUUCAGCAGAUCCUGGAGUGGGAGAGUUUUUUGAGAUUCCGCAGGAUCAUAUAUCGAUAUGUAAACCAGCUAGCAGGCAAUCCUUCUUGUACCAAAAACUCUUGAGCGUGCUCAGACGACAGUUUAAUUCUCAGGAAGAAGGGAAAAUACUUUCGUCUGUUAGAUACUUGCUAUCUUUGCCAAGUAAAUUACUUUAGACCUAUUUAAUGUAUCGCAAAGUUUUAUAUAUUUUUGUACGCACAACCGAGCGAAUGUUUGACUGAUUGUAAAAAGAGAAAAAGAAAAAGAUUUGACAGAUGACAAUCUUACAAAUAAUUUAGUCCAUUCGUUCGGUCCCGCCGCAUUUCACCGCGUUUCCAUUUCAGACAGACAAGAGGAGUCAUUUUAUUGCGCCUGUUGUGUAAUCGUAAUUCCCACUUGAUUCGAUUUUUUUCACAGUCGUAAUUGUACAAAUAUAUCGUGGUAAGUACAUUAAUGAUGUGCAUUAACAUGAUUUUAUAGUGAUGUAAUAUAGUUGUGUAAUGAUAUGAUAUUUUCGUGGAACGCAGUCAAUCACUCUAAUUACUCUGACUAGAACAAGAAAAUUUAUCUGAUUAAAACAAAACAAUAAUAAUAAGGAACAAAUUCCACAAUAGAUGUCGAAUAGACUUCAGUCACAAAGUAACUGAGUGACAAAUGCAAACACAGAGAAACGUACGUACGUCGUAAUGCAUCAUUAUGCAUAAAGUGUAUGAAAAAUCAAAUUGAGUACACAAAAUAAGAAAUACACGAAAUUUAGAACGCUAUGUAUUCUACUUGAAAAACGCGGGUGAUUAAAAGGUGACUUCGUGCCGAGAACGCUGC
Harpegnathos saltator (Jerdon's jumping ant) is the source of this 3095-nucleotide messenger RNA. Its product is annotated as protein SERAC1. Bases 302 to 2449 code for a protein of 715 amino acids. The record is from RefSeq and is a predicted model, not a curated record. The transcript has 16 exons. Lineage: Eukaryota; Metazoa; Arthropoda; Insecta; Hymenoptera; Formicidae.